CUGCUUUUACAUUGAUGCAUGUUCUGAUACUGGAGGUCUCAUUUUCUGUUUAUUGCUGGACUGUUUUUCUUUUUCAAAUCUAACAGCAUCCUGUUUUUCUCUCUCAAAGGUUCAACUAUGUCUGAUGAGUAAUACACACCAGCACCCAUGGCCCCCAAGGCAGAGGCAAAGCCCAAAAGCAAGAUUUCGGCCUCCCGAAAGCUCUCUUUGAAGAUCCUCUUGCUGACUCGUGCAACGGAACAGCUGGAGGCAGAGAAGGCUGCAAGAGAGGAAGAGAAAGUUCGCUACCUGGGAGAGAAGCUUCCACCAUUGCAGCUUACUGGUUUAAACAUGGACGAAAUGCAGAAAUUGUGUAAGCAGAUCCAUGCAAAGAUUGAUAAGGUGGAUGAGGAGCGGUACGAUUAUGAGGCCAAAGUCAUCAAGAACAACAGAGAUAUCAAUGAAUUGAAUCUAAAGGUGCAGGACCUUGGAGGGAAGUUCAAGAAGCCAGCUCUGAGGAAGGUGAGAGUGUCAGCAGACGAGAUGUUGAAGGCUCUCUUUGGAUCCAAAAACAAGGGCUCCAUGGACCUGAGGGCAAACCUCAAGUCUGUAAAGAAAGAGGAUAUCAAACAAGAGAAGGAGCUGAACUUGGAGGUGGGUGACUGGCGUAAGAAUGUGGAGGCCAUGUCUGGUAUGGAGGGCAGGAAGAAGAUGUUUGAUGCAUGAUCUUAUAUAGAAAGAACCAAAUUCAAAUUGGAAUAGUAUAACAAAAUGCACAAUUUAAAAGAAUUGAAAUGACGGUAUGCCUUGAAGGCUCAUGUUUGAUGAACCUCAGCAGUGAAAUAUAAACAGUAGAGUGACUGUAGGUUUGCCUCACAACAGUACUUCCUGCACAAAACUUAGUCUUUGGCAGUUUUUUUUUUCUGCAUUUAGAAGUUGUUUUGGUAACAGUGUAAUAAUACGCAUGACUUUCAAAUCAAUGUAGUUUUUAUUCUGUUGUCAAGUAGACCACUUGUAAAAUAGCAUUGUGAAUACACAGUAUAUUACUGCCUGAUAAUGCUGUUGUGUAAAAGAAUACAAUAAAUGUUUACAUAUUG
Molecule: messenger RNA, 1076 nt
Organism: Dicentrarchus labrax (European seabass)
Lineage: Eukaryota; Metazoa; Chordata; Actinopteri; Moronidae
Gene: tnni1c
Product: troponin I, skeletal, slow c
Exons: 7
Coding region: 148-705 (185 amino acids)
Biological process (GO): muscle contraction
Cellular component (GO): troponin complex
Source: RefSeq, a predicted model, not a curated record